AUGGAAAAGAAUGUGCUUCCUUUGUUGUUGCAUGCACUGGCUCUGCUGCUAUGCACCAGGGCUGCAAUGUGCGCACCACGCUGCGGAGACUGUGGCCGCAUUCCUGUGCCUUACCCCCUCAGCACUGGACCUGGGUGCGGUGACCAGUCCUACAAGGUCCGGUGCAAUGCAGGCACGCUGUGGUUUGAUGCCCUCAGCCAAUCCUCCUAUGUUAUCACGUCAAUCAACCCGGGAACUCGACGGAUGAUCGUCAAACCAGCAAGCCUCCUUGCAAACACUUGCAUCACAACCGAUAUCCAAGUUGGGGGUCUCCAGCUUGACCGCAUCUCACCCUACAACAUACCUAGCAGCAACACGAUCAUGCUGAUGAACUGUUCAAAUGCAGUGCUGAAUUCAUCUGUUAAUUGCUCGCCAAACAGUAUCUGUCAUGCCUAUAUCAGAGAGAAUGUGGUGGCGGCUGCGUGUAGGAGUACGGCAAAAUGCUGUUGGUUCAAGGCUGGGGGCCCAGUGAACGCGUAUAAGAUCGGUGUUCGUGAUGAGGGGUGCAUGGCGUAUCAGAGUUUUGUAAAUUUGGCCACUUCAUUACCAGUGAAGAGGUGGCCAGAGCCCGGGCUGGAGAUAGAGUGGGCGUUACCACAAGAGCCAAUUUGCAAAAUCCCAAAAGAUUGCUCGACCUUGUUGAAUUCUAUGUGUUUGCCAGAUGGGGCAAUCCUUGGACAGAGGAGGUGCUUCUGCAAAGCCGGGUUCCAUUGGGGCCCCAUCAAUGGAUUGUGUCAAAAUUUGAAGUGUGAAAAAGCAAAAUCUUGCAAGCACAAAAAGAAGUCACGGACCCCACUCCUUGGAGGUGUGGCAGUGGUGGCUGCAAUCCUAAUCCUGGUCCCAGUUGGAAUUCUAGUCUGCAGGCAUCGUCAGAACCUUAAGAGAGAAGCCCAGGGGAGCUUAAUAAAAAAGCGAGAAGACAUGUUAAAUGCCAACAACAGUGGUAAAAUGGCCAAGAUCUUCAGUGGCAAGGAAAUAAAAAGGGCAACAAACAACUUCUCCAAAGACAAUUUCAUAGGCUCUGGUGGCUUCAGUGAGGUCUUCAAGGGCAUCCUUGACGACGGGACAGUGACCGCCGUCAAGCGCGCCAAGCUCGGAAACACCAAAGGCACUGAUCAAGUUCUGAACGAGGUUCGAAUUCUUUGCCAAGUGAACCAUCGGUGCCUGGUUCGUCUUCUUGGCUGUUGUGUGGAGCUUGAACAACCUAUCAUGAUAUACGAGUACAUCCCCAACGGCACCCUCUUUGACCAUCUCCAUGGGCACCAUUCCAGAAAGUGGCCUGCACUCACCUGGCGCCGCCGCCUCUCUAUUGCCCUCCAGACUGCUGAAGGCCUUGCUUAUCUCCACUCGUCUGCCGUGCCACCCAUUUACCAUCGGGACGUUAAAUCAAGUAACAUUUUAUUAGAUGAAAAGCUUGACGCCAAGGUUUCUGACUUUGGGCUGUCGAGGCUGGCAGUUGUUUCAGAGGCGAAUGCGAGUCAUAUCACUACAUGUGCGCAAGGAACCUUAGGUUAUCUUGACCCUGAAUAUUAUCGCAACUUUCAACUUACUGACAAGAGUGAUGUUUAUAGCUUUGGGGUUGUGUUGUUGGAGCUGUUAACCUCCAAGAAAGCUAUUGAUUUUAACAGAGAGGAGGAAGAUGUGAACCUUGUGCUGUACAUUAAAAAGAUUAUGAAAGAAGAGAAGUUGAUGGAUGUCAUUGAUCCGGUGCUUAAAGACGGAGCUAGCAAGGUGGACAUGGAGAGUGUGAAGGCAUUGGGGUUGCUGGCAGCAGCAUGUUUGGACGAGCGAAGGCAGAGUCGGCCUUCAAUGAAAGAAGCUGCUGAGGAGAUUGAGUACAUCAUUAGCAUUAUUGAGGUUCCAAAGGAUUAA
Vitis vinifera (wine grape) is the source of this 1911-nucleotide messenger RNA. RefSeq names its product wall-associated receptor kinase-like 20. Gene Ontology annotation, biological process: cell surface receptor signaling pathway; protein phosphorylation. Lineage: Eukaryota; Viridiplantae; Streptophyta; Magnoliopsida; Vitales; Vitaceae. The record is from RefSeq and is a predicted model, not a curated record. Gene Ontology annotation, molecular function: protein serine/threonine kinase activity; ATP binding; polysaccharide binding. Bases 1 to 1911 code for a protein of 636 amino acids. Gene Ontology annotation, cellular component: plasma membrane. The transcript has 3 exons.